This is a messenger RNA of Aspergillus nomiae NRRL 13137, 1515 nucleotides long. RefSeq lists its product as uncharacterized. Gene Ontology annotation, biological process: transmembrane transport. Lineage: Eukaryota; Fungi; Ascomycota; Eurotiomycetes; Eurotiales; Aspergillaceae. The transcript is spliced from 4 exons. The record is from RefSeq and is a predicted model, not a curated record. The coding region runs from base 1 to 1515 and encodes 504 amino acids. Gene Ontology annotation, molecular function: transmembrane transporter activity.
AUGAGUACUGAUGACCUGCCGCAGGAAUCCCCUCGCCAGGUUUCAGGCUACAAGUGGUUUUUUGUUUGCGUUGGCUUCUAUCUUACCACAUUCCUAUACGGUCUCGAUACGACAAUCGCUGCAGAUGUUCAAGGUCCAAUUAUAGAGACAUUCGGUCAGAUAGAGAAGAUAUCAUGGGUUGGUAUUGCGUUUCCAAUGGGCUCUGUAGCGACAAUCCUUCUCAUGAGUUCCGCGUACGGUUCAUUCGACAUCAAAUGGCUCUAUAUAUGCAGUAUUGUUCUGUUCGAAAUUGGAAGUGCCAUCUGUGGCGCAGCGCCAACCAUGGAUACCUUAAUUGGUGGUCGAAUUGUCGCUGGAAUCGGAGGGGCAGGCAUGUAUCUUGGAUGCAUGACGUAUAUCGCCAUCUUAACCAGUCCGAAAGAGCGCCCUAUAUACAAUGCUCUUGUCGGACCCUGCUGGGGCACUGGAUGCAUCCUUGGACCGAUCCUUGGAGGAGCCUUCUCUAUCGGUAAAGCUACAUGGCGAUGGGCCUUUUAUAUAAACCUCAUUCUGGCCGCCAUAACAGCACCAAUCUACAUUCUAUGGUUUCCCCGUUUCAAUCCACAGUCCACAGUCUCAACGAAGACAAAACUGAGGAAUAUAGACUGGCUUGGGGCUUUGCUCAAUGCAUCCACUUUUACCACAUUAACGGCAGUGAUUUACUUUGCUGGCGGGACUUGGAAAUGGCAGUCUGGCGCGACCAUAGCUCUCUGGGUUGUCGCUGGGGUUAGCCUGUUCGCGUACAUGAUUCAACAGACCUUCAGCAUCUUUACAACCGAGCAGCACCGUCUUUUUCCCGUGCAUUUCGUUAAGCAACGGACCAUGGUCUUGCUCUAUCUUGGGACAGCAGCAGCAGCUACUAGCCUAUUUGUGCCAGUCUAUUAUAUACCCAUCCUCUUUCAGUUUACAAGAGGAGAUUCUGCCAUGUCGGCUGCUGUUCGUCUUCUCCCAUUCAUAACUGUGAAUGUUACAUUUGCUAUGUUAUCGGGAGGGACUCUGAUGUACUUUGUGACAUCAAGCACCACAACUGCUGCGAUCUAUGGUUUCGAGGUCCUCAUCGCUAUCGGAGCAGGCCUCACGCAACAGAUGGGAUACUCUAUUGCCUGUAUCAAGGUUAAGCCACAGGACGUCGCUGCCGCUGUCGGCUUCGUUAACGUCGCUCAACUUGGCUCUAUCACCAUCGCCUUGGCAAUCUCUGGGUCCGUCUUCCAAAAUGUUGGAUUCCGAAGACUCCAAGAAGCACUGCAGGAGUACAGCUUUUCGGAAGCGGAUAUUAGAUCUGCGCUGGCGGGAACACAGUCAUCAUCACCCCUGAUCCAGUCGGAUGCGAACGUUGUGGACUUGACGGUUGGAGCAAUUUCCCACACGAUUGGCUCGGUGUUUGGAUUAAUCAUCGCUGCUGGAGCUUUGGCCCUGGUAAGCUCUUUUUGUAUGAAACGCGAGAAACUGAGCUUGACUACAAUGCCCGCAAGUUAG